Rhineura floridana is the source of this 4866-nucleotide messenger RNA. RefSeq names its product nuclear factor of activated T cells 4 (gene NFATC4). Gene Ontology annotation, biological process: calcineurin-NFAT signaling cascade; cytokine production; regulation of transcription by RNA polymerase II. The record is from RefSeq and is a predicted model, not a curated record. The transcript has 10 exons. Gene Ontology annotation, molecular function: DNA-binding transcription factor activity, RNA polymerase II-specific; RNA polymerase II cis-regulatory region sequence-specific DNA binding; transcription factor binding. Gene Ontology annotation, cellular component: transcription regulator complex. Lineage: Eukaryota; Metazoa; Chordata; Lepidosauria; Squamata; Rhineuridae. Bases 481 to 3006 code for a protein of 841 amino acids.
UGGAAUGCUAUCCAAUGGGCCUCCAGGUAGACUGGCCCAUCUGGAAGGACAAGAAAGGGGGUAGUGGUUCCUCCUGUCCUCGCGGGGUGGGGGAUCGUAGAACAGUCCAGUUCACAUUCUCUCUUCCACCCCCUCCACCUUCCCGGUGGGAGUGGCUUAAAGUGACAUACGGGGGCAUGGUUUGGGUUCUCUAAAGAGCCAAUCAGCAAGGAGAAAGGGAGUGGGAGUGGGUCAGUUGGAGGAGAGGGAAAAGUUUGUUUGAGAAAAGUUUUUUUUAAUUUUUUUAUUUAAAUAUUAAAGAGAAAGAUAGAAAAGGUAGAAGGCUCAGAAAGAGGUAUUGCGCUAAAGGGGGGGAGAGCAGGGGGUGAAUCUCCUAUCUCCUCCACCUGGCCCCCAGUUCCUUUUGGGGGCAGAGGGAGGGGGUUUGCAACCCUAUUAGGCUGCAGCCACCGUUUCCCCCUCCCCACCCCCUGAAAAAAAAUGGGCGCAGCAAACUGUGAAGAUGAGGACUUAGAGUUCAAGCUGAUUUUUGGAGAGGAAGAAAAAGAGCAUCCGGCUAUGGGGGUCCCCUUGGAAGACCUGGAUACGGACACCCUCCCUGCCUAUUGUUCUCUUACUCUGGGUGACCCGCCUCCCUACACCUCUCCCCUGGGCAUCCCGUGUCCACUGCACCUUGGUGGGGGCCGUGCGGGCAUGCACUCUCCCCCUCCCCGUCCAGCUGACUUGGAUGGUGACACCUUUGAGAGCCAGCCGGCCCGGCGAGUCCGCCUAGGAGGCUCCCGUGUGCUGGAGUGCCCGAGCAUCCAGAUCACGACAAUUUCGCCAGGCCGUCGGGCCGAGGAAGAUGACUGGGACUCCUCGCCGCGUGACUACCUCCUCCUGGAGGCCUUUGGGGGCUACCGCGAGGCAACUCCGUCUUCCGGUUUCUUCACGCCUAGUCCUGCCAGCAGUGGUAGUGUCUCGCCCUGGAGUUUUUUUUCAGAUGACGAGGCCCCUGCGGGGGAUGAUGUGGAGUGUGAGCUGAAUGAGGCGGCAGCUCGUUUUGCCCUCAGUUCCCCCUUGGGUUCUCCUCGGGGCUCCCCCAAGCCGUGGUCAUCUGCUGAUGAGUCUUGGCCGGCCUACGGUGCCAGCUAUUCCCCAAGCCGGGGAACGGAGGAUGGGUGGAUGCUUCUGGGCCCACGGCCAGCUUCUCCCUGUGGCAAACGGCGCUACUCCAGCUCUGAAACACACUCCUCUGCGUCCCCGUGUCUUUCCCGGAGGGGCAGCCUGGGUGAAGAGGCCCCGGGGGAGUCCGUGGAGGCAGGGGGCGACACAGCCCCCUUCAGCUGUACUGGAGCCCGGCCAGCUGAAAGCAUUCCCCAGAAAGCCCGGAAGACCUCGACAGAGCAGACAGUGGCACUGACCAGGAAGGAGGAAGGGAGCUGCAAUGGGGAGGAUGGGGGCAGCAGCACCACGGGGGGCUUUGGACUUGGAAUGGCACGUAAAGAAGGAAUGGAUUACCUGGCAGUGCCUUCCCCGUUGGCCUGGUCCAAAGCUCGUAUUGGAGGUCACAGCCCUGUAUUCCGGUCUUCUGCUCUCCCACCUCUGGACUGGCCUCUCCCCAGUCAAUACGAACAGUAUGAACUGAAGAUCGAGGUGCAGCCUCGAACUCACCACCGAGCCCAUUAUGAGACAGAAGGCAGCAGGGGUGCAGUGAAGGCUGCUCCAGGAGGACAUCCCGUGGUGAAGCUUUUAGGCUAUGAUGAGAAACCCCUCACUUUACAAAUGUUCAUCGGCACAGCAGAUGAGAGGAACCUGCGCCCCCAUGCCUUCUACCAGGUGCACCGAAUCACUGGCAAGAUGGUGGCUACCACCAGCUAUGAAUCCAUCAUCAAUGGCACCAAAGUCCUUGAGAUGUCCCUGCUGCCUGAGAAUAACAUGGCUGCCAAUAUUGACUGCGCAGGGAUCCUGAAGCUACGGAAUUCAGACAUUGAGCUGCGCAAGGGCGAGACGGACAUUGGGCGCAAGAACACACGGGUGCGCCUGGUCUUCCGGGUCCAUGUUCCACAAGGGAACGGCAAAGUGGUCUCUAUCCAGACGGCCUCUGUGCCCAUCGAGUGCUCCCAGCGCUCAGCUCAAGAGCUCCCCCAAGUGGAAAACUACAGCCUCAGUGCAUGCUCUGUGCAUGGGGGAGAAGAGAUGGUGAUCGCUGGUGCUAACUUCCUACCUGAAUCAAAAGUUGUCUUCAUUGAACGAGGCCCCGAUGGAAAACUCCAAUGGGAAGAAGAGGCAAAUAUUAAUCAGUUGAAAAGCACAGAGGCCUCACUGACCCUCACAGUCCCUGAAUACAGCAACAAGCGGGUGUCGCGGCCUGUUCAGACAUAUUUUUACGUCUCCAAUGGGCGCAGGAAAAGGAGCCCUGCUCAGGCCUUCAAAUACUUGCCUGUGAUCUUCAAGGAAGAACCGCUUCCAGACUCCCCGCACCGUCGUUUCCCUCAAAGUGCUCCUUUCCAGCUACAGUCGACCCAGGGCGCCAUGGAUUUUUCCCCUUCCAGAGCCCCCUUCCCUUAUAGCCCUGAGCGUUCCUCACCUUGCUCCCCUUAUGGCCCCGACUGGAACCCUUGCUCAUUCUCCUCCCCAGCCCGCUACAACCCCACCUUUUGUUUCCCCCCCAACGAGGCCUAUAGGGGGGUUAACCUCUCUGUGCCCCUCCUCUCUCCAGCGGGCCUGCCUAACCUCCAUACUCUAGAUUGCCGCCCGCCCCACUUCCAGCCCCCCAGCCCCCAACUUGGCCCUCAGCCACCAGGGCGGGUGGAGAAUCGCAGCAGGGAGAGGACUCCAGAAUGGACAGAUCCAGAGCUAGGCUCCCAAGAGCAUAGUGCCAAAGAGCUGGAGAAAUCAGGGUUUGACGGAGGCUUCCGGGAUAACUUGCCUAUCCACGGGAUUACGCUGGAGGAAGUAACUGAGAUCAUCGGCAGGGACCUGAGCGACUUCCCUGACCCUUCCUGUGAAGGUGGGCAGAGCUGAGAUUCCACUGGAUCCUGGGGUGGUCAAGUCUUCGAAGAAAGACUUGGAAAGACUUGGAAACCCAGCUCAAGAGGAGGACCUGGAGAGAAUCGGCAACGGCAAACAUCGCCCUGAGCAACGGUUGUGCCAGUUUUCAGGGAUCCUCUGUAUGCACGAUUUUGACUCUUGACAUUUCCUGCCUAUCCUCUCCAUUCAUUCUGUUGCCCCUUUUCUUUCGUUUCCACUGGCGCUUCCAUAACGGCAAAGUAAAAGCUCAAGAAUUGUCCUGGGUGGGUCGUCCUCUGGUGAUGUUCAGCCAGAAGAAGGCUCAAAGGAAGCUCACAAGCAGAACUGCCAUCAUGGUAACCACCUUGUUUGUCCAUAGUAUCUGGUGGAUUUAUGCGGUCUUGGACAAAAAAGCAGUCUUGCACAUCUGGCUACCUAAUCUUCCCUCUAUUUAUCUAACCACUUUCUAAAAUCCCUCUGUGAUGUUGGCCAGCGCAAUGUCCUGUGGAAAUGAGCUCCAUGGGUUAAUCUGCCCAGCAUGACCCAUCUAGAUGAGACCUUCCUUCUGCCAGAUUGUCCAUCCAAGUUUCCUGCCCAUUUUCCCCACCACCAUUGCUAUCAUCAUGCCGCCUGCUCUGUCUGUCCAUCUGUCCAACCAUACAACUUUCCCUUUUCUCUCCUGUAGCAGAGAAGGGUUCAGAGUUCCAUCCAAGGUUGACAGUUGCUCCUUGUUUGCUUGGGGCAUGCGUUGGAAAGCACAGCGGUUCCCAAAACGGUGCUCUAACUUGCCGUGGGUUUCUGCAGAACCUUCUCAGAAGGCUCCUUGGUGAGAUGAUCAGGAUUGGCAAGUGAGAUUCUCUGGAAGGCAGAAUGCCCAUAAUUCCUCGUCUUCUCUUGCAGCCUGGAGUUGCAGGAGAGUGCCGUGUGCGUUCUCCAGCACACACUUGGUGCAUCAGUCCUGACCAGUGAACCUGUGGCCCCCUACGUACUGCUGGACUCUCAACUCCUAUCAGCCCUCACCAUUGGCGAUCUUGGUCAAGACCAGUGAGAGCUGUGCUCCUAAAAAACAUCCACAGGUUUCAUAUCUCUGCAUUACAGGGAUGGAGUAUACAUGCCAGAACAUCUCCCAGCAUCUCUUGCUUGUUUGCAGGCCUGGGACUUCUUGGUAGGUGAUACUAUGGAGAGUUUUAAUGGGAAUGGACAGCCAGUGGGUCUCCAGAUGGUGCUGGACUCUGACUCUUAUCAGCCCCAGCCAGCAUGGCCAAUGGCUGAGGAUGAUGGGAGUUGUAGUCCAGUAACAAGAUCCGGAGGGCCACUUGCUAGCUACCCCUGAGUUUAAGACCCCUCUAUCCCUACAUCUGUCACCAUCUGUGGUGCAAUGAUCCUUCUGAAGAACAGUUGUGAUUAAUUCCUUCUCCAAUAGUUACCAUUCUCUCCAUUCUGGAAUUACUUUGUGUCCUCCUGAAGACACUUCUGGUGUGAGUGGAAGGAUUACACACCAGAGGUAAUGGAACUCUACCACUGUAAUUUCCCACCCUUUGUUAAAUAUAUAGGCUUCCAAGCAAAAAAGGAAAAUUAUUUCCAGCCAGUAGAAAAAGUCGUAAUAUUUGUCACUGGUACUAAUAGGAGAUGCUAGUCCUCAUGAACGCUCUCCAUUACAAGAAUUAAUAUAAGACGUGCCUUCAGCAGGCUUCUAUAUGUAUUACAGGAUCAGGAGGAGGAGGAGACACGUACAUGGUUUUAGAGCAAUGGCCUGCUUUGGAAGUGCCUUUCCUGUGUACAAUUCAAAUGUAUGUGUGUCCUCCAGAGCUCACUUGAUUGGCUGGUGCCUGUGAUAUCACCAAGAAGCCUCUUUCUCCCCCUCACACACCCAGA